This is a messenger RNA of Thelazia callipaeda (thelaziosis nematode), 5121 nucleotides long. Lineage: Eukaryota; Metazoa; Nematoda; Chromadorea; Rhabditida; Thelaziidae. The record is from the annotation of a GenBank genome assembly.
AUGGCUUUCACUCCAGAACAUGGUUCAUUAAUUGUUGAUUCACAAUAUGAGAAUGAAGAUCAGCAGUUCUUGGAGGAAAUACAUCUAUCCAGGAAUAAUUCCAAUAAUCUUGAUAUUAGUUCUAUAAACAACGAUCAGGAAAAUGAUGAUGAAUUUUAUCGUCAGGAUCAUCUGCAAUCAACCGACAAAGCAUUUAGGCGCUCUCGAACAGCAAACGCUGAGCUCCUUGAUUACAAUCAGGGUUCAGAAAACCGGCCAACGCAAAUUUUCGGCGAAAAUAAUGCAUUUAAUGAGGAAUCAAGCUAUGUGGAUAAUACGAUCAAUAACCAAUCUGCGAAGUAUUCUUCGGAGUGUGAAAAAAAUACUAAUCGCUCAAGGGAGAUCAUGAAAAGUACUACAAGUAGUCAAGUCCGUUCUGAGCCAUCUGUUGAGCCAAGAUGGACUCACAAGAAUAUCAAGGAGGGAAAUGGCAAUGGUAACACUGUACAAGUUGAUCCUAGUACUUGGACACCACCAUUAUUUCGUAAAAACCGUGAGUUUUUUAGAAGUUUUACUGUGUUACUUCAAAGUCCAGCAUGUAACGUUAAUUGGCUACAUCCAGGCGUUAGAAAUGUCUUACGCGACUUCAAGAACCGAAAAAUCAGCUCGCGUGAAGGUGCUGAGAUGAUCACUAAAAUUACAGGAAGUACAGUAUCGACAACAACAGUAAGGGUAAAAAGCCGAAUACUUGACGAUUUAGAUGCACAUGCAGAAAAAAGCAGUGUUUCGAAGUGCAACGAUGAAAUCGGUAGUUGUGACGGUGCAGAUGUGGGUUCUUCAUUUCGUGAAAAAAAUGAUGAAACAUUGACGAACACAGCAAGCAAAACUUUAGUGCCCUCUGUUGAUGCUCCACUUAGUGUCCCUCCAAAGGCUCCAUAUUAUAUGUCGUUUUCACAACGUUACAAGCAGACUUCGCUAACAGUACCUGUCGGUAACAACGAGGUUCGAUUUUAUAGACACGCAUCGCAUUCGAAAACUGGACAAACUAUACAUUUCAGAUGUUCUCGUUGUGACAGUUUAUAUCGUACCUACAGAAGUGGUGAUAUCGCACGUAUCAAAAUGGUUGAUGGUUUAGUUAUUACUUCCUUAUAUCCACAACAUCAUAGUCUAUGCAAACCAAUAAAGUUAGUGGAAGCGAGAGCCAGAGAAAUUGAAAGGCGUUGUCGAAAGGCCAUUAUUGAGGGCAUGAAUCCAUUGGAGGCUUGGAAAAUGACAUUUUUCUUUUGUCACGAAACUACUUACGUCAUUAACGACUGGAACUUGCUACAUGUUCGAAAAAAAGAUUGGAAGUUGAAAUUAUCUCCAAGUUGUUGGUUAAAGCAGAAAAUGCAAAGUGACUUCUUUUUUACAUUUGGAAAUUUCAAGGGACGGAAAGCAGCCAUUUCCGAAGCGAAAGGAGCUGGUUUUCCUGUGUAUGGUCCUAAUUCGUUACUGUCAGCAUUUCCGGAGUGGGACAAAGUAAAAAUUUCAUAUGGCGUUUUACGGUCGAGGUAUGUAAGGCGACAAAUGCAAAUUAAGCAGCGCAUAGAAACGAAAAAAAAUAUUGAGAAAAAAUUGAAAAUAAUUGACUUUGAUAUGUCACACUCUAUUGAACCAAAAAGACCACGUAUAGAACUAUUCGAAGAUAAUUCGAACGAUAUGACAUAUGAAAGGGGAGUUACUGCGGCAAAACUAGUAUGCUUUUGUAGGCAGGAGAUUAGUGGCUCAGAAAUCUUGAGUGAAAGUGAGGGUAAUUUGGGCUGUGAUUUCGACUUAGAUGAUUUUGAAGAAGAAUCAUUAUGCGAUUUCAUUUAUAAUUUUGGAAGACCUAAACGCUUUACGGAAGCCAAACCUGCAGUUGAUAGGACAGUAGAAGAAUCUUCAACUAAGCCUUCGCAUGAGCCAAGUUCGGGAUCUGCUACUCCAGCAGAAAUAACAGGUAUAGAAAGAGGACCAUAUAAAGAAACUAGUAAAGAACAGCAAGGAAUUUCUAAUUCUAAUUACUCGAAUCUGGAAAAUAAAGUUCAAGAAAAUGAACAGGCAGUUGGAAGUGCAGAUGUUUCAGAUGAGCAAAUUUUCUAUCAGCCGAACCAAGCUUCAAAGUCGACCCAAGUCUGCUUUAGUCCAUUUGGUCUAUUUCCCGAUCCAGUAGAAACGUUACAAGACUUAGAAGAACUAAUAAGAGCAAAAUUGAGGAAAGAUGAAGCAAUGGAUGCUAAACCGGGCCGGGAAUAUAUUACUUUCAUGUCUCCAGCUGGUAUUUUACCGUGUGCUGCGAAAAAUGAACCAUACACCGAGUCUUAUGUGAUAAAAAAAAUGAGGAAAAUAGAGUGCGCUGUCGCUCGAUAUAAUUUGUUAAGUAAUAAUAAACUUGCGGUGAUACAUAUGGAUCAAGAUGGCGAUUUGAAGAUGUAUGGUAGUAAGUAUGUUGUCCAAGCAUGUUUAAACUCGACUGUUGUUCGGGAUUUGAGAAAAAAUUGGAGAAAUCGCGAGACUGUUGAGGAAGAUGGUAUUGAUGACGAUGAGUUGGUAUCAAUUCCGAUAAUUAAGUGUUUGCCGAAAGAAGAAAUUGAUAUGGCCAGUAAUGCUCAUAUCCAUUCCAAAUUAGUCAAAUUUUUGGAUAGAAUGCAUUAUCCUUGGUAUCCGUGGUUUGAAAAAUCAUGCCUUCCCGAUUAUUGGCCACCUUCAGUUCCGUUUUUCGAUCCUGAAAGUGAUUUUUUCGGUUUAAAUUUAUCACCGCAUCAGAAUUUCCUUGAGAAAAGCAGCCUUCGCACAAAAUUUAAUUUGACGAACUUCUAUUCCCUUUCGUUAAAAACUAAAGUGGAAAACACUAAAAAAUCACUUAAAGUGUUUGAAAGAGAUGUUCUAGAGCAUGGAUUCAGACACUAUGAAAGCUUCAUGGAAUACCAUUUUGGACUUCGUGGUCCUAAUUACGAUGAAGAUUCGCGAAAUAUUGACCAUGUACUAAUGGCAGGCAAUGUCCAACAGAAUGUUAUUGUAAAUGGUAAUUCAGCUCAGGCUGAGAUCAAUACUGGAGAUACGGUAGAAACGGAGAGCAUGAAAGUUAGAAAAGAACCCAGUGAAAAACAAAAUUCAGAAUCGUCUGUUAGCUGUGUUUCGGAAGUCUCGAAUAUGCCACCAGAUAGAGAGUAUUCAAAUUUAGACACAGAGAUAUCUGAAACUAAUCUUAUAUCAACGCCCGUACCCAUAUUUUCACUUUCAAAUGAAAAGAUCUUAGAAAACCACUUAGCACUCAAUCGUAAUUCGGUUCUGCGUGUACGUUAUGAUCAGAUGGAGGCAGAUGUUCGCACAGUUUGGGAAUCGAUCAUGAAAAUCCAAAGCCAUUCGACAUGCAGUGCGAUGAUGGUCUUUAUGGAUGAACGGAGCAGAAUAACUUUAUCUGGUGACAAAACUCUGAUCUCAUCAUUUUUGGGUUCAAAUAUAUUUCAGUGUUUGCCUCAGGCUAAAGACUGCGGUUUUGAUAAUCAGGUUAUAAUACUGCCAUUGCUUCAAGUUUUUGAAGACAGCUUUGUUGAUCGGAUGACUGAAGAUCAAGCACUAGAUUUACUGGAGGACUUAAUGUUGCAUGUCAAUUUUCCAUGGAAUGAUCCUUAUGAUGGACUGCAGCCAGAUUGUUGGCCACCUGAAAUUCCUUUUUGUGCACCGUGGUCAAACAACGGAACAGGAAUUUUAAAUCGGCGGAUAGGAGCAAACACUCCUGGUCAAGCUUCUAAAAUUAUUUUGAAGAGUGUUCGUUGGUUCUAUUCAGAGAUGAUGCUCGAAAAAUUGAAAGUAACAGAUGGUUUAGAGAAGAUUACUCCAUGUUUGGCGCUAUUAACACAGAAUCUUUUGGAAGAUAGAGGCAGCGUGUUACAAACUCCAGUUCCUCGUUCAGACUCUGACGAGGCAGUAGCAUUACAUGUCCCUACCAAAGUCUUAGAACGCAGUUCAUCUAUAGGUUCAGGCGCUUCUCAGUUAAGAACUUUGUCUCGCAAUUCUAAUGCAACACAGAAAAUGAUGUAUGAUCAUUUGGCUAUUGCACCACCACCGGAAGAACAGAACAAUUUCUCCUUACAAGAUUUCUCUUGUACCCUAACAACACCGCGCAGUCCAUCUCAACAUUCAAUCACUUCACAAGUUACUGUCCCGUUCAUAUUACCACCCAAUCAUUCAACGGUAGUUCCACAUCUUACAUCUCAGCGGCAUUCGAUUUCAGAAAAGCCAUAUGAAAUUCCAGCUUAUGAGUCUCCAGAAUCUUACAGAAUUGCUGAAAAUGAUAAUGUAUCCACGGUGGCGCCUACAGAGCCUUACAUUAUCCGGGAAAAAGCGCCUUUCCAAAGUACUAUGUCGUCUAUUCCAUCUCAUGCAAGACCUCAUGACUUUAGAGUACCACGGGUUCCACAGCGACAAACAGUAAUGGUCGAAGAUCGUCCGGAAUGGGCUUCAAGUCGUUCUAUAAACUCUAGGUCAAGGUCAUCGAAAAGAAGUCGAGCUGUGGCUCAUGAAUCUGAGCUUCUUGGAUCAGUCCAAACUACAUCUCCGAAUCAGUUUAUAGUAGCAGGGGAACAUUAUCAAGUACCUGUUUACAGUAACUCGGCUGCAGUCAGCUUACAAAGUAACCAACAACAGCAGCAGUAUUCGGUUGUAGCAGACUCUGCUGCUUCAUCGCAGAAUUCCUACGUAGCUUUAGAACCGUUGCAGGAAAGUAGUUUAGAAGAAGGAGAUUCGGUAUAUAAUUCUCCCAUUCCUUGCUCUGAUUGUUCUGAGUAUUCCUCAUUAUCACCCGAAAGAAACGUAGAAGUUUCACUUAUUAAUGUUGACGAUGAUGAUCAGCAAGCUAUAUCACUGUCACAAGAUUUUGUCACGCAAAAUAUGGAGCAACCACGACAAGAACAGUUGGGUUUCUUGAGGGUGUUGUGUGCUUGCAAACCUGGCUUUGUGCUUGACGCAAAUGAUUGCGUGUCUUGUAGUCGCUGCCACAAAAACUUCCAUUCUAAGUGUUUGCAGUUAGAAGUAACCGCCAAUAAUUACUACUGCGCGUCCUGUUUUGAUAAUAAGCCCUCACUAAAAAGAUGGACUUGGUUUUAUGUACCUGUGAAAUAA